AGUGAUGUUUUACGAGUGCUCUCCAAGGCACUGCCCUUGUGGAAAACAAUGCACCAAUCAAAGAUUCCAAAGAAAAGAAAGUGUCAAGGAGGUGAAGGUGUUCAAGACCAGGAAUCGUGGAUAUGGUCUUCGUGCACUCGUGAACGUCAAAAAGGGACAAUUGAUCUUGGAGUAUCGAGGGGAAGUUAUCUCGCAUAACACGGCCAUAAAACGCAUGGAAACAAGAUACAAAUACAAAAAGAGUAUAUACUUCCUAGAUUACGAAAAUAGGGCGGUUGUGGAUGGUGCUGUACGUGGCACUGAAGCUAGGAGAGCACCAAACGGUGAACUCUUUAUUGGAGUGUUUGCAUCUUACAAUAUUCCGGCUCACACGGAAUUGACCUACGAUUAUAAUUUCUCUACAUUUGGGGGCGCUGAAGAACAAGAAUGUUUAUGUGGUGCACUAAAUUGUCGUGGCGUUUUGGGCGGAAAGAACAAAUUCAAGCAAUCCGAGUCCCCAAAACCGCAAAGGAAGAGAUCAAAGGCAAUCAAGAAAAAG
Messenger RNA from Acaulospora colombiana, 538 nucleotides. NCBI's taxonomy places the organism in Eukaryota, Fungi, Glomeromycota, Glomeromycetes, Diversisporales, Acaulosporaceae. The record is from the annotation of a GenBank genome assembly.